This is a messenger RNA of Phaeoacremonium minimum UCRPA7, 3783 nucleotides long. RefSeq names its product putative glycoside hydrolase family 2 protein. The coding region runs from base 1 to 3783 and encodes 1260 amino acids. NCBI's taxonomy places the organism in Eukaryota, Fungi, Ascomycota, Sordariomycetes, Togniniales, Togniniaceae. Gene Ontology annotation, molecular function: heme binding; oxidoreductase activity, acting on paired donors, with incorporation or reduction of molecular oxygen, reduced flavin or flavoprotein as one donor, and incorporation of one atom of oxygen; hydrolase activity, hydrolyzing O-glycosyl compounds. Gene Ontology annotation, biological process: carbohydrate metabolic process. The record is from RefSeq and is a predicted model, not a curated record. The transcript is spliced from 4 exons.
AUGAGGGCGACCAAGGAAGAUAGAGGACCGCAGUUCAUCGUGUCUACCAUGGACAGCGUGUCUCCUACUUGCCAUACCCUUCGAGUACCCAUCCUUGACUACGAGAUCUUUGUCACGCGCGACCCGGAGAACGUGAGAGUCUUGUUCUCAAGCCCCGACUUUGACAUCAGCAACACAAGACAAGCAUCGUGGAUGCCCCUCCUCGGCAAGGGCAUCUUUACUAGCCGCGGCGAGACUUGGAAGCACAGUCGCGCGCUAUUGCGCCCACAGUUUGCCAGAGAGAUGAUUAGUGAUUUAGAGCUGGAGGAGAAGCAUCUCCAAGUCUUGAUGGGCCAACUACCAACGGAUGAUUCUAAUGGCUGGACAUCAAAGAUUGAUCUACAGCCACUGCUAUUCCGAUACACACUAGACACUGUAACCGAGUUUCUGUAUGGAAAGUCUGUCAACUCGUUGAUCACGGCGCAGAACGGCGGAGCAGGCGCAAACAGUGACAUCGCCAAACACUUUGACCAAGCCAAAGUCUGGAUUGACAAGCGCGGUGCACUGGCUAAAUUUUACUGGCUGCUGACAAGCAAGGAGUUUGAUGAGAACUGCAAGACCAUCCAUAGUUAUGCCGAUGCAAUUGUCGCUGACCGCCUGGCUCAUCCGCCUCCGGAAAAAGUGUCGUCUGACCCUGAAAAAGGCAAGGCAUUCAACCUCUUGGACGAGCUUGCCAAAGUCACGCAAGACCCGAAGCAACUCCGAAAUGAGACACUUCACGUGCUCAUUGCUGGAAGAGACACAAUGGGGUCUCUCCUCGGCUGGGUCUUUUACUUCCUCGCCCGUCACCCGGACGUCUUUGAGAGGCUACGGCAGACACUGCUGAACAGCUUCGGUGACACGCCGCCAGACUUUAGAGCCGUGCGAGACUGCAAGUAUCUGCAAUGGGUCAUCAAUGAGACUCUACGAGUCGCGACUGUCAUUCCAAUGAAUGAGCGCAGAGCCUUGAGGGACACCGUCUUGCCAACAGGUGGAGGGCCAGACGGCACCAGUAGGGUAUUCAUUCCCGAAGGCACACAGGUUCUCAUCCCGUUCUACGCGCUGCAACACCGCGCAGACCUGUGGGGUGCGGAUGUGGAAGAGUUCAAGCCCGAACGAUGGGAGGUUAAGAGACCUGGUUGGGAGUUCAUCCCCUUUGGAGGUGGUGCGCGCAAGUGCCUUGGUCAACAAUUCGCCCUCACACAAGUUGGAUACGUUGUAGCCCGCUUCUGCCAGCAGUAUGACAGAAUUGAGAACAUGGAGCAAGGUGAUGGCAAAAUCAGACUGCACCACGCAAUCGAAAACCGAAGUGGGACUGGCGUCCAGUGCAAUUGCACGCUGAAACAAUGGGUUCUCCCCUCAGCCAACGACUUCGUCAAAGGCGCGAAGAUCCAAUCACCCUCUGGAACUCCUCCCGGCAGCAGCAUUCAGUAUACACAGUCAUCAUUUGACGAUAGGCAAUGGGAGACUGUUAAUCUACCCCAUGACUGGGCCAUCAAGGGGCCCUUCAAUGCUCCUGGCGUAUCGGGUGGCAUGGGUCGCCUACCUUCAAAUGGAGUCGGCUGGUACCGCCGUAAUAUUACAGUGACAUCAGAUGAUGUGGGCAAGACUAUAUUCUUGGACGUGGACGGUGCUAUGUCUUAUGCGACUGUCUGGCUGAACGGAAACUUAGUUGGUGGAUGGCCGUAUGGCUAUGCCUCGUUCCGACUGGAUCUUACUCCAUACCUGAAAGUUGGCGACGACAACAUUUUGGCUAUUCGAGUGGACAAUGCGCUAAAUAACUCACGGUGGUACCCCGGUGCUGGCAUAUAUAGAAAUGUCUGGCUAGUAAAAGUUAAUUCGGUGCAUGUUGGACAGUACGGGACAUAUAUCACAACGCCAACUGUCUCUAAAGACUCUGCCACAGUCAACCUAGUGGUCGAUGUUGAGAACAAAGGAAACACUAGCCAGCAGGUUGAUGUAUCAACAGAAGUCCACUUACUCGACCCGUCAACUGGCCGAGCGGGCGGCGAUGUAAUGGCUAGCUUCAAACCAGUAACAGCAACGGUGGCAAUGGGAAAGAAGCAGUCUGUCAACGGGUCGGUGUCAAUAGCAAAGCCAUUGCUAUGGGGUCCGAAGCCAAUACAAUCGCCAAAUCUAUAUGUUGCCAUAACGACUCUAUCAAUCGGUGGAAGUGUGGUUGACACAUAUGAGACGCAAUUCGGCAUUCGCGCGAUUAAAUAUGACGCGGACAAAGGCAUUUUAAUCAAUGACCAGGCGGUGCCCAUACAGGGCACUUGCAACCAUCACGAUCUCGGCUCCCUUGGAUCCGCGUUCAACAUCCGAGCGGCAGAGAGGCAGCUGCAGAUGUUGCAAGAAAUGGGUAGUAAUGCGUUGAGGACAUCACACAACCCACCUGCUCCUGAGAUUCUGGAUCUUGCAGAUCGAAUGGGUAUCUUGGUCCUGGAUGAGAUUUUCGAUUGUUGGAAUAACCAAAAGACGACGAAUGAUUUCCAUUUGAUCUUCGCGGAUUGGCAUGAGCCUGAUCUCCGCUCUUUCAUUCGGCGGGAUCGUAACCACCCUUCGAUUAUGGCAUGGAGUGUCGGCAACGAGGUCGGAGAACAGUCGAGCGCAGCUGGUGGCACGACUGCUCAGGGCCUACGCGAUAUAGCCCGCGAUGAGGAUCCGACGCGCCCGGUCACCGUGGCGAUGAAUGCGGCUUCGGCUGGUAGCUCCUUAGCCAAUGUCCUGGAUAUUGAAGGCUUGAAUUAUCAGGGUGAAGGUCUUGGCACAUCGACAUCCGGAUCCUUCUCGAGCUUCCAUCAGAAGUACCCGGGCAAAGUCAUAUGGGCCAGCGAGAGCUCCUCCGCUGUCAGUACCCGUGGCACGUACUUCUUCCCAGUGACCAGUGGCAAGAGCGCAACGGUUGGUAACGGGUCGGGUGGAAACUCCUCGGCCUUGCAAGUCAGCGCUUAUGAGCUGUACGCAACUUCAUGGGGAUCAUCGCCUGAUAAGGUCUUUGAGGCGCAUGAGAGAAACCCCUAUGUGGCUGGUGAAUUUGUGUGGACGGGCUGGGACUACCUCGGUGAGCCCACGCCGUACGAUUCAGCCCGCAGCUCCUACUUUGGGAUCAUUGAUAUGGCCGGUUUCGAGAAGGACCGUUUCUACUUGUAUCAAUCUCAUUGGCGUCCUGACUUCCCCAUGGCUCAUAUUCUACCCCACUGGACCUGGCCGGAGAGAGCUGGACAGGUCACUCCGGUUCACGUGUUCUCAUCGGGGGACGAGGCGGAACUUUUUGUGAAUGGAAAGUCUGCAGGGCGAGUGAAGAAGGCACAGAACACAUACCGCUUCCGGUGGGAUAACGUGGUCUACCAGCCAGGCAACAUCAGUGUGGUUGCUUACAAGAACGGAACACAAUGGGCCACGGACUCUAAAAGAACCGUUGAUAUCGCUGCUAAGCUGAACAUCACGGCUGACCGAACUGCCAUCAAGGGAGAUGGGGAUGAUUUGUCCUUCAUCAGGGUUGCGGUUGUGGAUAGCAACGGCGAUGUAGUCCCGCGCGCGAACCAUGCAGUCACAUUCUCGAUCUCUGGGCCCGGUCAGAUUGUGUCUACAGACAAUGGCGACCCGGCGGACAUGACUGCUUUCCCAUCAUUGACACGAAAGGCUUAUAGUGGGAUGGUAUUAGCAAUUGUCCGGGCUGAUGCCGGCGCCGCAGGAAAGAUCACUGUGUCGGCUUCAGCAACCGGUCUUACUACAGCUACCUUAGGCCUUCAAGUUCAAUGA